CUCCUGGUCUCAUCUGAUUAGUGUGCGUGUGCCGGGGAACACUUUGAGUUGGCUCGGUAAUAAGCAUUACGAGGCGGUCUGCCGGAGCUCAGUCCGUGGGAGGGGUCUGCCAAACCUUUCCCUCUAAUUGACCAGGGAGCAGAAGCAGCCGGGGGAUGCGAGCAGCCGCAGCCGGGCAGAGAGGUCCUCAGCAGGCGGAGUACUGACACAUGAGAAACGGACGCAUGGGCUUAACUAAACGGGGGAGCCAGCCUGAGGUCCAGAUGGCUGAUCUCGAACUGUUGUACUUUGAUCAGCCCGAUCCGAGAGACGCCUCUCUGGGUUUGAAUCAGCAAAGUAUCAACGAGACCGAGGCUCUUGAUCCCGGCGGAGGAGAGCGUCCAGCACCAUGGACAGAGACCCGGAGAGCCGCGUGGACCGAGGACGAAACGGAAACAUCUUUCACCUGCAAACCAGCUGAGGAAGAAGAAGAAGAAGAAGAAGAUGUCCAGCUGAUAGAGACAAGUCCACAAAGCUGCAGACUGAGUCAGAGCUCCUCAAGUGAACUGUACGAGGAGGAGGAGGAGGAGGAGGAGGAGGUGUUGGAGGAGGAGGACAUCCCGGAACUUUACUUGCUGUCCGAUGAAGACCUCUCCACCGACGGCUCGGGGAAGUCUGUGGAUUACGGCUUCAUCAUUGCCGUCACAUGCCUGGUGACUGGCAUCUCACUGGUCGCCAUAUCCUACACGGUCCCCAGGGACGUCCGGGUGGACCCGGACAGCGUGUCCGCCCGGGAGAUGGAGCGUCUGGAGAGGGAGAAAGCCAAGGUGGGUGCCCAUCUGGACCGCUGCGUCAUAGCGGGACUGUGCCUGCUCACCCUCGGGGGCGUGCUGCUGUCCACCCUGCUCAUGGUCUCCAUGUGGAAGGGGGAGAUGAUGAGGAGGAAAGCCUUCGCAUAUUCCAAACACGCUGCAAAGUUGUACGGCUCCAUCAGUUUGAGAGCAGGAUCCAGCCCGACUCGGGAGUCCUGCUCGCAUUUGUCAGCAGCUGAUGAGGAUUUAGAAGUGCUCAGCUGAAUCUAUGGACAGGACAAGA
This is a messenger RNA of Larimichthys crocea (large yellow croaker), 1074 nucleotides long. RefSeq names its product transmembrane protein 74. The coding region runs from base 210 to 1055 and encodes 281 amino acids. The record is from RefSeq and is a predicted model, not a curated record. The transcript is spliced from 2 exons. Lineage: Eukaryota; Metazoa; Chordata; Actinopteri; Sciaenidae.